Messenger RNA from Fusarium sp. VM40, 5532 nucleotides. NCBI's taxonomy places the organism in Eukaryota, Fungi, Ascomycota, Sordariomycetes, Hypocreales, Nectriaceae. The record is from the annotation of a GenBank genome assembly.
AUGUCGCCUCCACCAAUGCUAAAGACAAUCCGGUCGCUCAAGGAUUCCACGUUCGAAGCCUGCGCAGCCAUCAGCGCACAUUUGAAGGCAUCUGCGUCUGCACCCGCGUCAUCGGAAAUUGAGUUUAAAGCUGGAAGAAAUGACCUCAAGCCUGUGGUUGUAGAAUUGAGACUCCUUGGAGGCGCCCUUCACAGUCUCGAGUCUCUCAUCACUGAGUUGUCAGACAUCGACACAUCUGCCGACAGUACACUCGGCAUCACUCCCAGCGCCUCGGGCUCCGUCUCAGAAAACGACCUGGAACGAGAGUGGGCACUGAUUGAUGGAUGCGAGAUACUGGUCACUGCUCUCAAAUCGUUUCACGCAUACGCAACCUUGGACGGAAUCAAAGCUGCAAGAUCAUCGCUCUUGGAUAUUCGCUCCAAGCUUGCCUUUGUGCUUGGAUCUUCAGAGUCAAUCGAGGAUAUCUCAUUGCAGUUUUCGAUACUUGGUUCGAACUCCAUUCCGCAGCUUAUGGUUCAGAAGAAUGAUGACACAGAGACUGUCGAAUCGCCAGCGCACAUGCGAUACGGUGACGAGUAUGAAGAUCCAAGCCCCGAAGAUGUCUCCGUCUGGUUGACUGUCUUGAAUUCACCAGAAAAUGAGCGCGAGCCAGCAGAGUAUAGUCAAGAGACCGCAUUGGUCCAGUCACGUCGAAUCACGGAGCCGGUGUAUCGAGUGGCAGCUACCAGGUGGCCAGAGUAUGCCGAGAAGUACUGGGCAAAGCUCAGACCACAAGUUUGCUCCCUCUUCAAUAUCCAAAAGUCAUACAGAUUUGUGCAGUGGGCUCUGGAAUACGCGAGGGAGACAUAUCCUCGUACACUGGGUUCCUUGGCUUUAUCUCCAAGGCUGCUGCUUGAACUGACAGAUGCACUUUGCGAUGGAUCAGUGUCUUCGCUUCAUAUUGCUGCCGCUCUUGGUUUACCCAGUCUUUGCAGAGAUCUCCUGUCAAUGGGUGCCGACGUCAACCAAUCGAGUCUCAUGGGCACACCCUUGUAUUGCGCCUUGAUGGGUGGUAAAGUCUUUGCUACCCGCACGGAGCCAGAAUCAUGGACGACUUUACUUGUUGGUGGCGAUUCCAAUGUUGACCAGGCGGCGACCGUUCUAUUGUUCCUUGACAAGGGCGCGGAUUGCACUUACCAGUACUGCUGGAAAAAUGCCACUGAAGAAGUCUCACUGGCGGGUUUGGCGUUUUGGACUGCUAUGAUCAGUAAACAUGAAGCAAUCUUUACACGCAUUGUAAAAGGAGGAGGCAUUCUGGAUCGUGCAUUCCGUCAGUUUUUGCAAAAAGAGACCUUGGUGCGGCGUGGUAUGCUUCACCGGUCCCGAUUUGCACGCUUACUCACUUAUGUCUACGACCUGACAUUGCUUGAUAUCGAAAGAGAAGGUCAAGAAUACCACGAACUGCAAGACCUAGUAUCCAAAGCCAUGAGGCACAGCAACGUCAAGUUCGCCCCUAUGGUCGACGGGAAAAUUGAGACACUGAGUGACGAGAACUUUGCAGAAGUCACCCGAACCGCUGUACUGGAUUUCAAUGUGAAACUGGUGGAACGUUUGACCAAAGAUCCCAGAUUUGACCCUAAUCUACCUUACGAUGGAAGGUCUGGUACAAUUCUUCAUAUGGCUACCGAGGGUGCACAGCUUGACAUCAUGGAUAUUCUUAUUCGUGCUGGAGCCGAUGUGAGAGCCAGAGACUCAAAUGGUCGAACACCACUCAUGGUGAUCGAGGAGGUCGGACCAUUGGCGAAACUAAUUUCGGACCAUGCUGCCCCUACUUACGAUACAGAUAAUGGUGGUCGUAACAUUUGGCACCUUCUCGCGACUACGAAUGAUGUUGAAUUACUAGAGUUUCUUUGGGACAGAGAUCCUCAUAGGCUCUCCAACCUUGACGCAGUGUGUCAAGAUGGACAUACACCGCUAAAGGCUGCCUUUGCCUACGUCAGGAAUCUUGAAGCGCUCCCUAAAGGAUCAAAGGCGAUUGUUCCUUCAGCAGCCAAGUUUCUGCUCGAGAAGUGCCAAGGGAAUUUGCGAGCAGAGGGGAACGAACAGCUAGCCCGCUGGGCCGUCGAAUGGGGCAAUUUUCCGCUCCUCCAGCAGAUAUUUCAGAUCAUUCCCGAGGCCAAUGUGAAGGAUGAAUCACUUCUUAAGUCGCUCAACAUGUCAGCCCACCCAAAGCUCAUCUCACUCGUUCUUAGCAAGUCUGGGCCUUCUCGUCCAUUCCCUGAUGGCACGACGGCGGCAGAGACGGUCAUUACCAACGUCAAGCUUUCAAAAGGCUCAAGCGGUUUCGGCAAACCAACUGCCCAUCCGUCUUGUUUCCCGGCCAUUACGCGUGCCGCCUACUUGGAACUCCUCACUCCGGAAGUUCUCAGGUCUCGGGACAGCCACGGACGAGGCAUCUGGGCGCGAUUCUGCGAUGAUGUUCUCCAGCUGCUCAGCGGUCCAUCGGCUGAGCACCCGUCAAACCUCUACUUCCUUGCGGCUUUCAUGCGCAUGGCUAUAUCGUGCUUGGUCCGUAAAGGUGCCCAUGCUGACUACGAAAAGGAGACAGGCUUGUGGGCGAUCAGCCGCAUAGCCACGCAAACAGACAGCUCUUUGAAACCGGUUUGGAAAGGCUGGCAGUUCCCUUUCAUUUCAGCUGUCUUGGAAGCGAACUCGUCUGAGGAUGAGGACGUUCGUCAAGGUUGUAUUUCCAGUGAUCUGGAAAGAUUUCUUGAUACAUCGGACGCGGCGCGGCUUCUCAAACAAGCAGUGGGUUCCCGCCAGCCAGAAUUUGUCAAGCUGCUCGUUCAAAGCGGCAUCAAUGUGCACAAGCCUUGGGACAUUCUCGGCCACAAAACAGUUUUUGAAUGCUUCCUUGCUGAUCGCCCAGUGGAUGUUGCGAUGAUUCGGCCAUUGCUCAGUAAUACCAAGCCAGAGGAGAUUAUUGUCAGCCAAUACUUUACCUUUCGAGAGGCUAUAUGUACAUCAGAUGAAUCGAUGUCCGUGGAGAUAAUCGGUCAACUCAUUGACUGCGGAAUGGACGUUAACAAGCUACCAGCAAACGAUCGCCAUAUACUUACAGCACCGUGGCUGGAUCCGCCAUACCCCUCAAUGUUGAUGAUGGCCGUCAUGCAUGGGAAGCAUGGUGUAGCACGCAUGUUGAUUGAUCGCGGCGCAGACGCCUCUCUGGCUCCCCCAAAUUCGAUGAGUCCAUAUAUCAUGACUGUCAAAGAGGGUUAUGUGGCUGUCCUAGAAGCCAUCGUCGACAGGGCGCCUAUUGACUUUGACUGGCUAUGCUCGCACGAUUACCAGGAAGAUUCUGACACCUACAAUGCCCUUCAGCUCGCUGCAGUCGGGGGUCACCGCGAUGUUUUAACAACACUCUUGGAAGCCACGCCAUUGAUCAAUAAGAUCAACACCACCAGUCCGCGCCAUUGUAGCUCACCAGCUCAUCUGGCAGCUAGAUCCGGAUCUUUGGACUGUGUUAAGGUUUUGAUAAGAUUCGGAGCAAACUUCCAUGCGAAGGAUUUAUCUGGCAGAACACCUCUUUUCUUGGCUAUUAUUAGCGGCAACCGAGAACUUAUUGACUAUCUCAAGGAGCAUCUAUUGGACCCCGAUAGUGGCUAUGAUCUUGGCAUCUCAUUGCUGAGGCCAGUCUCCCCAGAUCACCAAUUUGAUCGCGAGAUGAUAGAUGUUUCAUCUGAUGAACCUCAUGAAUUCAAAGACCUAGAGCCAAAGCGACUAGGGGCCAUGAUCGCUGACGCGAUCGAUCAUUAUCAGCUCAACCGCGAUGCCCUGUUUGGCUCGUUUCUUGACCAUGCGUCGAAAAAAGACAUAGAGUCAGCAAUCAUGCCAUGUGGAGGAUGUACCCUUCUCAGCUAUACUGCCGCGAAAAAACGUAUUCGCCCUGUGCUGGAACUCUUGGAUUUGGGGUUUAAGGGGUUUGUCGCAGGCUGCGAAGAGCACUGGCCUGAUGGCUACAAUGCACUUGUCAAUGGAUGUAUAGAUCUGAAGUCCCUGAUGGCAUUUGAUAUCUUUAUAUCUGCCGAGAAAGUGUAUUCUUUCUUUGAGAAGUGUUUGGACGCAUAUCUACAAGAGGGGAGGUUAUGGUUUCAUCUCAAAAUAUCUCCUAUCUUUGCACUGUUUGACUUCACCCAGACCACGGGUAAGGCGAGCAUAGAGCAUCAGACUCAUGUCCUUAAAAUAUUUCUUGAUCACCUCACUGAACAUGCCGCGGAAUAUUGGGCUUUGAUGGAAAGAUCUGGAAUUCCCAACCUCCACGACUUUUCCAAAGAAGAGAAUAUUGCAAAGAGGGUCUUACACUUCGCUACAAACCUGCGCAGUCAACCCUAUACAGAAGAUAAUCGAUCACUCGACACCACGGUAUUACAUGGCUUAAUGCGAUCCUACGUGCGAGAGAACAUUAUGGCCAGAAGCUAUGAGCCGUAUAUCAACGCGGCCAAUCUUCUUCUCGAUAGCGGAAUGGAUAUCAAUGCGCAAGACAGAAGCUUGACCACACCCUUGCAUUUGGCUGUCGACUAUGGCAUUCUACCCUUCGUCGAUCUCCUCUUGGAAGCAGGCGCCAACCCAAAUGUUGCUAAUGCCGACGGUAUAUCCCCUCUUACAAUGUCUGUUCAUAGCGGGCCCCUCGACGUAACUCGCUCUCUACUGAACCACGGCGCUGAUCCCGCAAUCUUCACUGGCGUCACCAUUGCCGACAUUGAGGGGGAGCUGGAAAUGUUACACGAGUUGUUAGAAAUGGGCCUAGACCCAUAUGGUUGCGUCCCUGGUCUGCCGAGUACUCUUGCAAGUUUGAUUUCCUGGAGCCCAGGAGCAAGAUCAUAUGCACUGAACGGGAACUUUGACUUCUACCAGGUCGUGGAGCGAGAAUCGUUCCUCUUCUGCAUAAAUUUCGGCGAGGCACCAUCAUUCCCACCUAUCGGGCUCAAGGCGAUCAUGAAACGCCUACCGCAAGAGUGUCUAGUUGAUCUCGUGAACUUUGAACAACACGCCGGUCUCAGCCCGGGAUGUAUCGCUAUCCUCGGUGAUAAAUCGGAGUAUUUGAAACUGUUACUCGAUGCCGGUUUAGAUAUCGAGCGCGAGUGGCACGACAAGGGGACAGUACUAAUGUUUGCUGCCAGUCUUGGGGCAUCUGGUUGCUUCAAGACACUUGUUCGGUACGGGGCUAUGCUUUCGUACCUGGGGACUGGCAGAAGAGGUGAAGUCGUGGUUAAGUCUAUAGUGGAAGAAGUAAGACGCUAUCCCAAACUUCUGCAGUGGCUUUUCGUCGAUCGUCACUACGAGACAAAAUGUCUCACGGCAGUGGAACAUUCUGGACCGUUUGCUGCUACCAAGCCAUGGUCUGGUCCACACAAGGCAGCGUACAGUUUUGCAGGUUGCGGUGAAGAAUACCCACGGCUGCGAAGCGAGUCUAUGAUAGACUACCUCUGUCGGGCGGCGAGAGUGCGCAGAGAUCUGAGAGGAAAAACACUGCCCGUCACUCUUGUAGACUAG